Molecule: messenger RNA, 1368 nt
Organism: Laetiporus sulphureus 93-53
Lineage: Eukaryota; Fungi; Basidiomycota; Agaricomycetes; Polyporales; Laetiporaceae
Product: agmatinase
Exons: 7
Coding region: 4-1203 (399 amino acids)
Molecular function (GO): metal ion binding; agmatinase activity
Source: RefSeq, a predicted model, not a curated record
AUCAUGAAGCUCUCCCUCCGUCUCAGUGCUUUCGCCUCCCUCGCCGUCUGCGUCGUUGCGCACGAGGGCCAUGACCACGACACCCAGAUGCCUCUCGACUACGUUCGGUUCCCUUACCAGGCCAUGUACCCCGGUGACAAUGAAGUCACAGCGGACUCUGUCUUCUCCGGUAUCGCCACCUUUGCCAAGCUACCCUGGGUGCAAUGCCUUGGAAGGGAUAGAGAUGCCUCCUUUGAUGUUGCUUUCAUCGGUGCACCGUUCGAUACUGGAACAUCCUACCGCCCGGGAGCUCGCUUCGGGCCUGCGGGUAUUCGUGCCGGCUCUCGUCGCUUGACACUCUACGGCGGUUACAACGUGCCUCUCGAAGUCAAUCCCUUCCACUCGGGACUCAAGAUCGUCGACUGCGGUGACAUCCCCGUUACCCCGUACGACAACAAGUACGCCAUAAAGCAAAUCGAAGACGGACACAAGUCUCUGCUCCACCGUCAGACCUUCUCGCCGCUUGGCAACGACUCCGCUACCGGUCUGCCUCUCGUCCCCAUUUCUGUCGACGGGAAGCAUCACCCUCGCGUCAUCACGCUCGGUGGCGAUCACACGAUUGUUCUCCCGCUGCUUCGAUCUAUAUACAGUGCUUACGGGCCGAUUUCUGUCAUCCACUUUGACAGCCAUCUCGAUACCUGGAAGCCUCAGGUCUUCGGUGGUGCGCCCACCGAUCAAGCGGCGAUCAACCAUGGCACGUACUUCUACUGGGCAAGCCAGGAGGGGCUCAUCAAGAACGGAACUUCCAUCCAUGGCGCCAUCCGCACCACUCUGUCCGGCCCUGCGGACUAUGUCAACGACGAUGAAUCUGGGUUCCAACGAAUCGAGGCCCGCGAAAUUGAUACCAUCGGCACCGCGGGCAUUAUUAAAAAGAUCCGCGAUACCGUGGGUGAUCAGCCGGUCUACCUGUCCAUCGAUAUUGACUCCAUCGACCCUGCGUUCGCUCCUGCGACCGGGACGCCAGAGACGGGCGGAUGGUCCACGCGCGAGCUGCGCACGAUCCUCAGAGGUCUAGACGGUUUGCAUAUCGUUUCUGCUGACAUCGUGGAGGUUGCCCCUGCUUAUGACACCAAUGCCGAGCUGACGACGAUGGCGGCUGCGGAUGUGCUGUACGAAGUCCUCAGCGUUAUGGCCAAGACACCGCUAGGUAAGGUUUUGGUUUGACGCUGGACGGCGGCAUUCAAUGGCAUCGAAGCCAUGCGCAUGAGUGCUCUAUGCAGUCCUGUUGUAUUCGGCUCGCUCCUGUUGUCUCGGCAUACGUGAACUGUAUUAGGUCAAAACAUUGUUUACCAAUCUGCAUUCAGAGAAUCUUCGGGUUCGCAUGGCGGC